GUAAUUCUGAUCAGGCAAACGCGACUAGGACCACAUGCGGGGGUCCUCAUCUUCAAAACAAACAAAAUGUCGGCACACAUCAGAUGGGGACUUCAGCGGUUAAUACGGGCCCGAAGCAAAACUCUCUUCAGGUUACCAGAUCCCUCACAGACCGCAGUAUCAGCCUUCAGAUCGGUCCAGCGUCAGCCAGGGGCAGGAGCCACAUUCUUCUCGGCCAGAAACCUGUCCAUCCAGACUCAAGAUACUCCCAACCCAAGAAGCUUGAAGUUCCUCCCUGGGAAACCGGUCCUGGGAAGCGGUACGCUGGACUUUCCCUCUCCGAACUCGGCUGGAUCUUCGUCUCUGGCCCGGGAGCUGUUUGAGAUUGAGGGAGUGAAAAGUGUGUUCUUUGGCCCUGACUUCAUCACCGUGACUAAAACGGACGAGGAUGUGGAGUGGACGGACAUUAAACGUCAUGUUUCAGAUGCUAUUUCCAAGUUCUUUGAGAGUGGGGACCCAAUAACAACAGGAGCAGUGCACCAUGAAAGCAGUCUUUCUGAAGAUGAUGAUGAUAUUGUAUCUAUGAUAAAGGAGCUUCUGGACACCAGAAUUAGACCUACGGUGCAAGAAGACGGAGGUGACGUCAUCUUUAAAGGUUUUGAGAACGGCACAGUGAAGUUGAAGCUGGUUGGAUCCUGCACAGGGUGUCCCAGCUCGACGGUUACUCUCAAAAACGGCAUUCAGAACAUGAUGCAGUUUUAUAUCCCAGAGGUGGACAACGUGGAGCAGGUGGAAGACGAAGUGGAUGAAAUUAAUGCAAAGGUUUUUGCAGAUGUGGAGCGUAAGCUACAAGAAUAAGAACUUCCUCACCAGACAACACGCUUAUGAUCUCUGUCUGAAGUAAAAUGUCUGUAAACACAUGAUAAAACAGUGUUUCUGUUGUUGAUCAUACUGGAUCAAAAGCUUGAUGUGAGAAAAAUAUUUCCAGAUUUUUCUUUUGCAUCCAUUCUAAAUAUUCUAACUGUAAUUUGCAUUCACAUACUGUAUGCCCCUGUCCUUGAAGCAAGGUGAUAUAAAGAAAAAAAUGUUUUUUCUUUAGUUUUUGUUUUAGUUUUGUUUUUUUGCAAUUGUUGUAAAUGUUGUUGUAUUUAUUUCUUAUAAAUAUUGUAAAUUAAGAAAGAAUAUUUUGUUAAGAUUAUGACUCUGUGGAAGUUUAAGACAAUGGUCUAUGUCUUCCUGGAACAUUUGACAGUUAUUUCCAUUUACAGCCACUUUGACGUAAAAUACGGUUAAAUUUAGAAAACAAAUACUUUAUUUAAUGAAAUUAAAUGGAGGAAAAUUAGUUAAAUCAUUCAUUUCAUAGUAUUUGUACAUGAAAGUUGGUGACUAUAUAUAAGCCGCAGUUCCAUUGACUACUUGGUUGACACCUGAAAGGAUAUUUACAUGCAUUGUGCUCUACUUUGUAGUUUUAUUAUAUCACAUUAAAGUUCACUUUGACUUUG
Fundulus heteroclitus (mummichog) is the source of this 1481-nucleotide messenger RNA. Its product is annotated as NifU family protein. The record is from RefSeq and is a predicted model, not a curated record. Lineage: Eukaryota; Metazoa; Chordata; Actinopteri; Cyprinodontiformes; Fundulidae. Gene Ontology annotation, molecular function: iron ion binding; iron-sulfur cluster binding. Gene Ontology annotation, biological process: iron-sulfur cluster assembly. The coding region runs from base 67 to 837 and encodes 256 amino acids. Gene Ontology annotation, cellular component: mitochondrion. The transcript is spliced from 8 exons.